Salvia hispanica is the source of this 729-nucleotide messenger RNA. The record is from RefSeq and is a predicted model, not a curated record. NCBI's taxonomy places the organism in Eukaryota, Viridiplantae, Streptophyta, Magnoliopsida, Lamiales, Lamiaceae.
AUGAGAGUCCAGGAGGUGCCUCUUUUGGGUAGGAAGUUCACUUGGGCCCGGGGAAAAUCACGAAGCAAAUUAGAUAGAGCAUUCAUCGACCAAGAGUGGAGUUUCAAGUUCCCUGAUUUAAACCUCAAAGCACUCCCCAACACAAUCUCCGAUCAUGCCCCCAUACCCUUAUCUUUGGCAGCCUAUUCUCCCGGGGUGAGACCCUUCAGAAGCAUUGAUGUGUGGUUUUUACACCUUGAUUUUACUAAAUUGGUUAGAGAAGAAUGGAGGGCAUUGGGGAACAUGCCGAUUCACAUGAAAUUGAAAGCACUGCAACUGCCUCUGAGGAAGUGGAACAGAGAGACGUUUGGGAAUAUUGAUGAUGCAAUCAAGAAAUUUGAGGUCGAGCAGCUGCUAAUUCAAGAAAAGAUUGAUUUGAGGGGAGGAGACGAAGGCAAGCUAUUGGAAGCAGCUUUUCAGAGACAUUGGAUUACGGGAGGGGAUCGUAAUACUAAAUAUUUUCACGCCGUCGCCCUCACAAGAAGAAGAGUUAAAAGAAUGGAGCUCAUUAAGAGUGGUGGCGGGAUGUUAAAGAAACCGAGAGGGGUGAAGAUUGCAAUGUUAAAGUUUUUCAAGGAGCUCUACAGACAAAAGCCCGCCCCUGCCAAGAAUUCAUAUGGAUACUUCUCCCCUUCCAAGGGUCAACAGCCACCAGGUUACAAUACUUCAGUCGAGAACUUCGUAAGAUGA